AUGGAGGCGACCGAGGAUCUGCUCUUGGGGAGGGGGAGACUGCAAUUAGCCCCCGAUCCACGCCUGGGCCCGGAGUCGGGAUGGAGCCCUCCCAGAAAAGAGUGUGCACCAGGACUCAAAGAUGUUCCGCCCGGAGAGACCCGAGCCAUCCUCGCUCUGAAGAACCUCCCUCGGGGCUUGGCCCUUGGCCCCUCACUCACCGCGGAACAGCGCUUGGGGGUCUGGUGUGUCGGGGAGCCCUUGCAGCCGGGACUGCUCUGGGGACCGCUGGAAGAGGAGUCUGUCUCCAAGCAGAAGAGGAAUGGAGUGGAACCAAAGCAGAAGGAGGCCGUGUCCCUAGGCUCAUGGGGAGACGUGUGUGCUUGUGAGCAGAGUGCAGGCUGGACUAGUUUGGUGCAGCGGGGCAGGCUGGAGGGCGAGGGGAACGUGGCCCCAGUGUGGAUCAGCGAGAGGCUCCACCUGCAGGUGUCCCGGCUCGUGCUGCCGGGCUUUGAGCUGCGGCUGUGGCCCCAGCGUCCCUCUGAGGGCCUGAGCCCCACCCAGCCCAGGCUAGAGGAAGCGGCAUCCUCAGCGGCAGUGACAGAAGUGGAGUCUGUUGUGCGACCGGAAGUGGCCUCCCCCAGGGAGGAAGCAGCGGAAGCUUGCCCAGAUCCUGGUCACCGGUCACCCCCCAGCAUCCAGGCAGAGAGUGUGGUGAGCCCUGGACCUUCACCCCAGACCCAGGCCCCAGUUUCCAAGGAGCGCCAGCCACUCAGCCCGCUGCCUGAAGAUGGCCACAUGGGUGAGGAGGGCCCGCCCCAGCCCCCACCUGGACCUCAGAGCAGCUCUGCUCCCCAGCAGGGCCCUGCACAGGGUGAGGCCGGUUCCGCCUCUUCUGACAGGGCCCCCCAGCUGUGUGCUCCCCUGGUCAAGAAGCUGCGGAGCCCCAGUGGUCCUCGCCCACCCAGGGGGAAGACCUCAGAGCCUGGGGCCCAGGCGACUGCAGAGCAGCAGCACGCUGGCUUCCCCGCCCGCCUGCAGAGCCCCCCUGGCCCGACGGGAGGCCCCCCGAAGCAGGGCCGGCGGCACCGCUGCGGGGAGUGUGGCAAGGCCUUCCUGCAGCUCUGCCACCUGAGGAAGCACGCGUUCGUGCACACGGGCCACAAGCCCUUCCUCUGCACGGAGUGCGGCAAGAGCUACAGCUCGGAGGAGAGCUUCAAGGCCCACACGCUGGGCCACCGCGGGCUGCGGCCCUUCCCCUGCCCGCAGUGCGACAAGGCCUACGGCACCCGGCGGGACCUCCGGGAGCACCAGGUGGUCCACUCCGGCGCCCGGCCCUUCCGCUGCGAGCAGUGCGGCAAGGCCUUUGCCCGCCGGCCCUCCCUGCGGCUGCACCGCAAGACACACCAGGCGGUGGCGGCCCCCGCCCCGUGCCCCUGCCCCGUGUGCGGGCGGCCCCUGGCCAGCCAGGGCUCCCUGCGGAACCACAUGCGGCUGCACACGGGGGAGAAGCCCUUCCUGUGCCCACACUGCGGCCGCGCCUUCCGCCAGCGGGGCAGCCUGCGCGGGCACCUGCGGCUGCACACGGGCGAGCGCCCGCACCGCUGCCCGCACUGCGCCGCCGCCUUCCCGCAGCGGCCCGAGCUGCGGCGCCACCUCAUCUCCCACACGGGCGAGGUCCACCUGUGCCCCGUGUGCGGGAAGGCGCUGCGGGACCCACACACGCUGCGCGCCCACGAGCGCCUGCACUCGGGCGAGAGGCCCUUCCCCUGCCCGCAGUGCGGCCGGGCUUACACGCUGGCCACCAAGCUGCGGCGCCACCUGAAAUCCCACCUGGCCGACAAGCCCCACCGCUGCCCCACCUGCGGCAUGGGCUACACGCUCCUGCAGAGCCUCAGGCGGCACCAGCUCAGUCACCAGCCUGGCGCCCCCGCCAGCCCGCCCUGUGUGCCGCCUGCCACUGCCGAGCCCACCGUGGUGCUCCUGCAGGCCGAGCCAGAGCUGCUGGAUGCAGGCAGUGAAGGGGACGGCGCCCCGGCCCAGGACAUCUUCCAGGUCACCAUUUCUGAGAGCCAGGAGAAGCGCUUUGUGGCGCCUGAGGAGCCGGGCCCUGCCCCCGGCCUGGUGCUCAUCCACAAGGACCUGGGCUUCAGCACCUGGGCGGAGGUGGUGGAGGUGGAGACAGGGACCUGA
Rangifer tarandus platyrhynchus (Svalbard reindeer) is the source of this 2172-nucleotide messenger RNA. The record is from the annotation of a GenBank genome assembly. Lineage: Eukaryota; Metazoa; Chordata; Mammalia; Artiodactyla; Cervidae.